AUGGCUUUAUUUUAUCUUGGUUGGGAUUUGUUGGCAUUGGAGGAAAGGUUUAAAAUAUGGGAAAGGGGUAUAGAGAGAAGAAUUUUAAGGGACUCUCAAAAUCCUUAUGAUCUUCCAAGAAAUGAGUUUUUGAAUAUGUUUCGAGAUAGUCCAGAAUUAGCUAUGGACUUAACUAAUGAAAUUCGUGACCAACUUCAACGAGAACGCAGUACAUAA
Messenger RNA from Macrosiphum euphorbiae (potato aphid), 216 nucleotides. NCBI's taxonomy places the organism in Eukaryota, Metazoa, Arthropoda, Insecta, Hemiptera, Aphididae. The record is from the annotation of a GenBank genome assembly.